AUGUCAGGAAGACCCCGAGGCCGGCCGCGCAAAUCAGGACCACCGGCCACCAAUUCCUCUUUUUCAAAGGUUCCCUCGGUGGAAAUCAACUCCAAGCCAAACUCGACCAAAAAACGCCCAUUGUCCGAGUCCGAGACUCCUCUGGGAACGACAUCCCCAGCAACAGCCACAGCCACAGCCACAGCGACUCCGGGCAGCCGCAGCUCAAAGAGACUCAAGGAAUUGUCUGCUUCUACUACUGCUCAGAAGCCGUCAUCAAAAACGACACCAACUAGAAGCAAAUACUUCCAACAUGACGACGACGAAGAAGAUGACGAUGAGCCAGAAACUGAAACUGCCGACGAGGUCGAGAACUCCGGGUACGAAGACGAAGAUGCGUCCGUGACUGAAGACGACCCGUCCUCCGACAGUGAGAGUGACAGUGACGGUUUCGACGACGACAGUGAGGUCGAGGGCAGCGGGGCGAAGAAACGGAAACGCCUCCCCAAGAAACAGAACAAAUCUAAGACUACCACUACUACUAUCAACGACAACAAAGAACUCUGGAGACCCGGGGUCAAAACGGGCCUGGGUCCAGGGAAAGCCGUCUUCAUUGAAAAGCCCAAGCCCAGAGGAGACGGGGGCAUCAAAUACGUCCCGCACAAGAUCCACCCCAAUACCAUGGCUUUCUUGAAAGAUCUCAGGAAUCAUAAUGAUAGGGAAUGGUUGAAGAUGCACGAUGCCGAUUACAGGCAAUCUUGGAAAGACUGGGAGAGCUUUGUGGAAUCACUGACGGAAAAGAUCUCUGAGAUUGACGAGACAAUUCCUGAACUUCCGCCAAAAGACCUGGUCUUCAGAAUCUAUCGAGAUAUCAGGUUCUCGUCUGAUCCUACGCCCUACAAGCCCCAUUUCUCGGCUGCAUGGUCCCGAACGGGGCGGAAGGGCCCCUAUGCAGGUUACUAUGUCCAGAUCAAGCCCGGUGGCAAGAGUUACGUCGGCGCUGGCUUAUGGUCGCCCGAAGCACAAGCGCUAGCACUCAUUAGAGCUGAUAUUGACAGAAAGCCCAAAAGGCUCCGGCGGAUCUUGACGGAUCCUCGGAUGCGAAAAGAGAUAUUAGGAGGGAUCCCAAACGACGAGGCUAAAGCAAUCAAGGCUUUUGCCGCUCAAAAUUCGGAUAACGCCCUAAAAACCAAGCCCAAGGGAUACGAAGCCAACAAUCCCAAUAUUGAGUUACUUCGCUUGCGGAAUUUCACCCUAGGCAAGCCAAUCCCGGACGAAGUGGUGGUGAGUGAGCAAGGAUUGCAAAAGAUCGUCGAGUUGAUUGGUGUGAUGGUACCAUUUGUUACCUAUCUUAAUAGUGUGGUCAUGCCCGAUGAGGACGAUGAGGACGAGUCCAGCAGUGGUGAGACAGAUGCUUGA
Molecule: messenger RNA, 1398 nt
Organism: Exophiala dermatitidis NIH/UT8656
Lineage: Eukaryota; Fungi; Ascomycota; Eurotiomycetes; Chaetothyriales; Herpotrichiellaceae
Exons: 8
Coding region: 1-1398 (465 amino acids)
Source: RefSeq, a predicted model, not a curated record